Engraulis encrasicolus (European anchovy) is the source of this 4505-nucleotide messenger RNA. RefSeq names its product acid-sensing (proton-gated) ion channel 1c (gene asic1c). Lineage: Eukaryota; Metazoa; Chordata; Actinopteri; Clupeiformes; Engraulidae. The transcript is spliced from 11 exons. The record is from RefSeq and is a predicted model, not a curated record. Gene Ontology annotation, molecular function: ligand-gated sodium channel activity. Bases 268 to 1839 code for a protein of 523 amino acids. Gene Ontology annotation, biological process: sodium ion transmembrane transport. Gene Ontology annotation, cellular component: plasma membrane.
AGGGUCCCCGGGAACUACAUGAGCUGACAUUCACGCAGAACACCACUGCGAUGAUCAAGGAGUCUUGGAAAACAGCUGUUACGAAUUCCCAGGUAGUGCUUUAGUAUUCUUUUAUGUUCUGUUUUUCUCUCAGUCUCCACACAUUGGUAAGCAGUUGAGAGGCUCUGCCUUGGAGGAUAGUUACUUGGAUCACAGUGAUCUCUGUUGCUAAGUAAAGCCUUUUAACCAAAGUCUUGCCGGUUGUGAGGAGACCACUGACAGACAGCCAUGAAGGGAGACUCAGAGGAAAGCAUUGAGAGCAUCAGGCCCUCGAACCUGCAAGCCUUCGCCAACACCUCCACGCUGCAUGGCAUGAGCCACAUCUUCGCCUACGGGCACAUGACUUUCCGUCGCUUCCUGUGGACUCUGUCGUUCAUGGGCUCCUUGGGCAUACUGCUGCUGGUGUGCAUGGACCGCGUGCAGUACUACUUCGAGUACCCGCACGUCACCAAGCUGGACGAGGUGGCGGCCCCGAACCUCACCUUCCCCGCCGUCACCUUCUGCAACCUCAACGAGUUCCGCUUCUCCAGGAUCACCCGGAAUGACCUCUACCAUGUGGGCGAGCUGCUGGCGCUCCUCAACGAGAACUACCAGAUAGCCAACCCGCACCUGGCCGAACCCGAGGUGCUGGCGGCGCUCAAGGACAAGGCCAACUUUGCCAACUUCAAGCCCAAGCAGUUCAACAUGACUGACUUCUACAACCGCACAGGCCAUGACAUAAAUGAGAUGCUUCUACAGUGCACCUACCGGGGAGAGGAGUGUUUCGCUAUGAACUUCACCACUAUUUACACCAGGUACGGGAAGUGUUACACGUUCAACUCGGGCCUGGAUGGGAACCCGCUGCUCACCACUCUGAAAGGUGGAACAGGCAAUGGGCUGGAGGUCAUGCUGGACAUCCAGCAGGAUGAGUAUCUCCCCGUCUGGGGGGAAACAGAUGAGACCUCCUAUGAAGCAGGCAUCAAGGUUCAGAUCCACCACCAGGAAGAGCCCCCCUUCAUAGACCAGCUGGGAUUUGGUGUGCCCCCUGGCUUUCAAACUUUUGUGUCAUGUCAGCAGCAACUGCUCCAGUACCUCCCUCCGCCCUGGGGAGACUGCAAGUCAGACAGCUUCGACUCAGACUACUUCGACAUCUACAGCAUCACCGCCUGUCGCAUUGACUGUGAGACCCGAUACCUGCUGGAGAACUGCAACUGCAGGAUGGUUCACAUGCCAGGGACAUCCACUGUUUGCACUCCAGAACAGUACAAAGACUGUGCAGAUCCCGCCUUAGAUUUCCUUGUAGAAAAGGACAAUGACUACUGUGUGUGUGAAACGCCCUGCUCCAUGACUCGGUAUGGGAAGGAGUUGUCCAUGGUGAAAAUCCCCAGCAAAGCUUCAGCAAAGUAUCUUGCCAAGAAGUUUAACAAAACAGAACAAUACAUUGGGGACAACAUACUGGUCAUGGACAUCUUCUUUGAGGCUCUGAACUAUGAGAAGAUUGAACAAAAGAAAGCGUACGAGCUUGCUGGAUUAUUAGGCGACAUCGGUGGACAAAUGGGCCUGUUCAUCGGUGCCAGUGUUUUAACAAUAUUGGAAAUAUUCGACUACUUGUACGAGGUGUUUAAGGAUAAGGUAGUGGGUUAUUUCAUACGCAAGAAAAGACCGCAGCGCUGUCCAAGCGACAACUUGGAAUUUCCAGAGAACCCAACCAGCCCUGGUGUCACGCCCAAUCAUGCCCCAAGAGCACCUGUGACACACUCCGGAGUCACUCGGACAGUCUCGGAUUCUCGUCGAACAUGCUACCUCGUCACCCGACUGUAGGCAACUUCGAGGAGUUUGCCUGUUGACGACUCGAGCGGCAGGGCCGGGUGGGUUCAGGACAACUAGGGAUAGACAGUAUACUGUGAAGUCAUUCAUUCAAUAAACAAACAAACAAACAAACAAAAAAACAGAACUUGGUAGGCCUAAUUGAAAACCUCCAAUCACAUGACGAAUUUUUGAAUCCAACAUUCAAUAAAUGCCUGACAUAGAAAUUAUAUUUCACCCAUCAAGUCCAAAUGUGUGACACUUCUGAACCAAAACUCAGGUUUUACUGCCACCUAGGGGCACCAGUGUGACACGCCAUCAUGUCAUUGUGUUUGUAACCCUGCCACACUACAUUGUUUUAGUCGCUACGGCAGGUUGAAGACCCCAAUGAAGACAAAAUGUCAUCAGAGAAAAAAAAGAUUAGAUGAAUAGUUUUUCGAAGUCCUCCAUCAGUGUUGUUGUUAUUGUGACAAAAUUAGCCCAUCCUUGUGAAGAUGAAGGAGAGGUUGGAGAUGAGACCCAACUGAUUCCGUUUGGAAUGUUCCUCUGACUCAUUCUUAUCCUAUCAAUCAGACGCACAUGCAGCAGAUGUUCAGGUACAAACUUAAAGGAGGACAGAAGAUCAAUUUGGGCUGCUUAUAUGCUACUUAUAAGGUCUGAGGAAUUAAAGUGAUACCGGUACUCACAAUCUGUCUGCUUAGUAAAUAGUUGCCCAUUGCCUCGUUCAUUUUCGAAUUUUCUUUUUUUUAAGCUGUUGAAGCUUAUUGUCCUCAUGCCUCUUGCUCCCUUCAUGCAAGUUCGAUCUUUUGAUUAUGACAUUUAUGAAUCUGGCUGCCUUCUCAGGCCUAGGUCAUUCCAUUAUUAGAGUUCAUUUUUAUAAUGAAAAUGUCCAUGGCGGGUAUUGACAUUGUUCUUUUUUUUCUGCAGUAAAACAGAUGAAAUUUCUAUAACAGGAUUUAUAUAUAUAAAAUAUAUAUUGUACUAAGGACCAACACAAAAUGGCAGUAUGUUACAAUGUUCUAAAAAGUUGGUCAAGAAGCACCAAUUAAUUUCAAUUUAUUGACAUGAUGAAAAUCAAUUUUGCGAGUAUUAAUUCUAGUGAAAUCUCCUUAAUAAUACUGUGACAUAAUUUGCACAACUUUGCACUUUGCAAGGCAUUCAUAUUGGAGGCACUGACACAAAGUGGUCUCAUCUCAUAUCACAAAACAUACAGGUUUUGCACAACUACUACAAGUAGUAGGGUCAACAUCACGAGUAAACUUUUUCCCUCCUCCUCGAUUCACCCAGUGUAAAUUAAACCAUCUAUUACAAGCAUUUAUUCUGACUUGCACAACCUACUUUUUAAAUCCCCCUCAUUCCCACAAGCAACUGCAGACAUGUAAAGUAGACCACAAGUGUCUUCCAUUUGUCAUGGAGUCAGAAUCCUUUGACCAUUCACUGAGAAUAAGAGCUUUGUUUUAGAUGAGCAGGUCAUGACACACUAGCUUAGAGCAAGCCUAGGAAGUAGUGCCCAUCCUUACUAUAUUAUUUAUUGCAUUUAAGAGCACUGUAUUAUUGCAUUGUUAUAUACAACUGGAUUUCUAGUACAUGUAUCACUGAAAACAGUUAAGUCGUCGAGUGUAAAUGAAGCACUAUAAUAAACAUAUAUUUAACCAUCUUGCUAUGUACAUAUCUUUUUAUCUCUGCGUCAGUCUAAUUUAUGGCAGUAUAGCACUGCCACAGUUUGUCUAGCUUAUGCUGUAUUAAUCUUGAUGUAUUGCCACAUUUCUUGUUAAUCGAAGAUACACAUUAUAUGUUUCCAGUACUGACACUGUGCUCCUUCACGAGUGCUCUUUUAAAGAUUGUGAUGAUGUGGUUUAAACACCAUCUGUGUGGUUAACGCCUGGACUGUUUACCUUGUGCAUUAACUGUCAGCAGGGUGAUUGGCUCUUCAUAUGGUGAAUGAUCUCUUAUUGUGGCCAGUGUUUGUCAUAAUCUGAUUUGCUGUAAUUGCAGCCCUGAUACACCGUGAAGUGCUCUGGGGUGCAUUUCUCGAAAGUGUAGUUGUUAGCCAGUUAGCAACUUGGGUAGUUACCAAUGGGACACUGCAUUGCAAACAACCAAGUAGCUAACGUAGUUAGCCACUAUGGUUUCGGGAAACUCACCCCUGAUUUGUUCAGCUUUAUUCAAAGUGCAAGAGCAUCCAAUAUCAGUACAGUAUAACUUUCAGCUCUCAAUGUACUACAGCUGUAUGGCAACAGCACUGAUCUUUUUUUUUUUUUUUAUGUUUUUCUCAUUUUGAUUGGCACCCUUUGUAACAAUUGUAACAAUAUACUGAGGAAGCCAUUUGUAUACUGCAGUGUUACAUCUCCGAAUCCAGUUGGAUCAGACAAUAAUGGUUUUGGUUUAAGCAAUAGAAUGUGUUCUACACCUAAACUGUUAAAAAAAAAUAACCCCUAGAUUACAGUCUACUGCAAGAAAUAUGUCAUAACUGUUAACUUGAUAGUUAAUAUCUGGUAACAUACAGAGUAUAAACAAGAAAGGGUGAAGUACACAUAUUUGAGAGGUGCUGUAUUUAAUGAACACAUUUCAGAGAAGUUGAUAACUGAUUACUGAUAACUGAUUUUUGGGAUAUGCCAAUAUAAUAGUAUAUCUUGAUUUUUAAAUAUCAACCCUGCUUAAAUCUAAAUGGGGCACAUAUC